CUGCUGCUCUCCUAGACCAGAGCCCACCCCUUGGUCAGAGCACCCCAACUCCAGGACCCCCCCAACCCAGCCUUCAGGGACCUACUGUGGGUGGUGGCCGCUCCAGAGUGACGGAAGGAGCCUGGUGAUGGGGAAGCCAGAAAGCCCGGCGGGGAUGGUGGACAGAGCCGGCUGGGCAGUGCAGAGGCGCCGAGGCUUCCUGGAGAGGGGGCUGCUGCUCCUGCUCCUGCUGGUGACGGGCGCCCUGGUGGCCCUGGGCGUCCUCUACAGCCGAGCCCUCCGGAAGCCCACGCGGGUGGAAGAGGUCUGCACCAGCCCUGGCUGCGUGGUGGCGGCUGCCAGGAUCCUCCAAAACAUGGACCCGUCCACGGAACCGUGCAGCAACUUUUACCAGUACGCGUGCGGGGGCUGGCUGCGGCGCCAUGUGAUCCCUGAGACCAGUUCCCACUACAGCGUCUUCGAUAUCCUCCGAAACGAGGUGGAGGUCAUCCUCAAAGGGGUGCUGGAGAAUUCCACUGCCAAGUCCCGGCCAGCCGUGGAGAAGGCGAAGCUGCUGUACCGCUCCUGCAUGAACCAGAGCAUGAUAGAGAAGCGAGACUCUCAGCCCCUUCUGGACGUCUUGGCGGUGGUGGGAGGCUGGCCGGUGGCCAUGGACAAGUGGAACCAGACCAUAGGCCCCACGUGGGAGCUGGAGCGGCAGCUGGCGGUGAUGAACACACAGUUCAACCGGCGGGUCCUCAUCGACCUCUUCGUGUGGAAUGACGACCUGAACUCCAGCCGCCACAUCAUCUACAUAGACCAGCCCACGCUGGGCAUGCCGUCCCAGGAGUACUACAUCAAGGAGGGCAGCAACCAGAAGGUGCGGGACGCCUACCUGCAGUUCAUGACAUCGGUGGCCACCAUGCUGCGGAGGGACAACAAGCUGCCUGGGGACACCCACCUGGUGCAGGAGGACAUGGCGCAGGUGCUGGAGCUGGAGACUCACCUGGCCAACGCCACCACACCCCCAGAGGAGAGGCAAGAUAUCACCGAACUAUACCACAGGAUGGACCUGCAGCAGCUCCAGGACAGGUUCAGCCUGAAGGGUUUUAACUGGACUCUCUUCAUACAAACUGUGCUGUCCUCCGUCAAAAUCGAGCUGCUGCCCAAUGAGGAAGUAGUGGUCUAUGGCAUCCCCUACCUGGAGAAGCUCGAGAACAUCAUCGACCUCUACUCGGCCAGGACCAUGCAGAACUAUCUGGUCUGGCGCCUGGUGCUGGAUCGCAUCAGCAGCCUGAGCCAGCGGUUCAAGGAUGCCCGGGUAAACUACCGCAAGGUGCUGUACGGCACCACGGUGGAGGAGGUGCGCUGGCGGGAGUGCGUCGGCUACGUCAACAGCAACAUGGAGAGCGCCGUGGGCUCCCUGUAUGUCAAGGAGGCCUUCCCCGGGGACAGCAAGAACAUGGUCAGAGAGCUCAUCAAGAAGGUGCAGGCCAUGUUCGUGGAGACCCUGGACGAGCUGGGCUGGAUGGACGAGGAAUCCAAGAAGAAGGCCCAGGAGAAGGCCAUGAGCAUCCAGGAGCAGGUCGGCUACCCCACCUACAUCCUUGAGGAAAGCAACAGGCGCCUGGACCAGGAGUAUUCCAGCCUGAACUUCUCGGAGGACUUGUACUUCGAGAACACACUGCAGAACCUCAAGGCCAGCGCUCACAGGAGCCUCAGGAAGCUUCGGAAAAAGGUGGACCAGAAUCUCUGGAUCAUUGGGGCCGCAGUGGUCAACGCGUUCUACUCCCCGAACCGAAACCAGAUCGUGUUCCCCGCCGGGAUCCUCCAACCACCGUUUUUCAGCAAGGAGCAGCCACAGGCCUUGAACUUCGGGGGCAUUGGGAUGGUGAUCGGGCAUGAAAUCACGCAUGGCUUUGAUGACAAUGGCCGGAACUUUGACAAGAACGGCAAUAUGCUAGACUGGUGGAGCAACUCCUCGGCCCAGCACUUCCGAGAGCAGUCGGAGUGCAUGAUCCACCAGUACAGCAACUACAGCUGGGACCUGGCCGGGAGCCAGCACGUGAAUGGAUUCAGCACCCUCGGGGAAAACAUCGCUGACAACGGAGGGGUGCGCCAGGCAUUCAAGGCCUACCUAAAGUGGAUGGCGGAAGGUGGCAAGGACCAGCUGCUGCCAGGGCUGGAGCUCACCUACAAACAGCUUUUCUUUGUCAACUAUGCCCAGGUGUGGUGCGGGUCCUACCGGCCAGAGUUCGCCAUCCAGUCCAUCAAGACUGACGUCCACAGCCCCCUGAAGUACAGGCAAGUGCACCGCACACCCCAGGGCCCUGCUUCAUGCCGGCCGCCGCAGGCCCACUUCAGCCCGUUCCUCCACAGGGUGCUAGGCUCCCUGCAGAACCUGCCUGCCUUCGCUGAUGCGUUCCACUGCCCCCGGGGCACCCCCAUGCACCCCAAGGAGCGAUGCCGCAUCUGGUAGCCAAGGCCAAGCUGCACUCCAUGGCCCACAGCACCCAGCCGGGAAGGGAGGUGCUCGGCCAAGAAGCUGCAGCAAGCGGGGACCGGCAGGGCCUGGAAGGGACACACAUCUGCGCCCACAGCCCCUGUGCCCUCAGCCAUCCUCUGCACUGGCGGGCACCCACAGGGUCCAUACCCAUAGCCCGGAGACACAGUCAACUGUCUUCUGCCCCUCAUGCCUGUCCUCAGUGUCUUCAAGUUUCAGACUGGGCCAAAUAAACGCUUCAAAGGUGA
This is a messenger RNA of Heterocephalus glaber (naked mole-rat), 2730 nucleotides long. It is a transcript of the gene Mmel1, whose product is annotated as membrane metalloendopeptidase like 1. Gene Ontology annotation, molecular function: metalloendopeptidase activity. Gene Ontology annotation, biological process: protein processing. The record is from RefSeq and is a predicted model, not a curated record. Lineage: Eukaryota; Metazoa; Chordata; Mammalia; Rodentia; Bathyergidae. Gene Ontology annotation, cellular component: plasma membrane.